AUGGACUUAGAGAGAGAAGAGGAAGAGCCAGACAUUGACAAGAGUCAGGAAAUAUCACAAACCAAAGUUAAGUUCGACCCAUGGUGCCCACUUAGAGCUCCAAAAGCCGAGCUCAAACAACUCCCAGUUGGUCUAAGGUAUGAAUAUCUUGGUCCUAAUGAAACAUAUCCUGUUAUUGUUAAUGCUGCACUAACAAAAGAAGAGACCGCUUUACUUGUUCGCGAACUGAGAAAGCAUAGAAAGGCUCUUGGUUAUUCUUUGGAUGAUUUAACAGGAAUCUCACCUGAACUAUGCACACAUCGCAUCAUCCUGGAGGAUGAGUCUAGUUCUUCAAUUGAACACCAAAGGAGGCUAAACCCAAACCUAAAGGAAGUUGUCAAGAAGGAGAUAAUGAAGCUACUGAAAGGCUGGAGUGAUUUAUCCAAUAUCAGAUAG
Molecule: messenger RNA, 435 nt
Organism: Microthlaspi erraticum
Lineage: Eukaryota; Viridiplantae; Streptophyta; Magnoliopsida; Brassicales; Brassicaceae
Source: the annotation of a GenBank genome assembly